AUGAAUAAAAAGAUAACAAGAAAUCAAUUAAUUCCUUCAUAAGAAUCUGCUUACUAUGAAUUAGUGUUAUAGGUAGAUAUUUACCAAAUUACACUCAUCAAUAAUUACAAUAUUUAUUAGGAGUUCUUUUAGGACCUCAAAUUGAUGAGAUCAAUAUUGAAGUACUUUUAGCACAGAAAUUGUUAAAAUUGGAGAUAAAAGGACAAAAAAUAGGAUAUUGAAGGAAACAUACCCCAAAAAAGAAUGGAUUUUUAAUCUCUUAAAGACUUUAAAAAUAGACCAUUGAAUUGUUAAACCGAAGAUAAAAAUUAUUUAAUUGGAUGUGAGAAAAUUCAAAACUGA
Paramecium primaurelia is the source of this 342-nucleotide messenger RNA. NCBI's taxonomy places the organism in Eukaryota, Ciliophora, Oligohymenophorea, Peniculida, Parameciidae. The record is from the annotation of a GenBank genome assembly.